AUGUCUUUCAAUCCCGAUGAGCCAAAGGUCACCAUCAGGGAGGUGACGAAGGAUAGUGUAGAGUUCAUGAUGGAGAAUACCGAUUUAGCUGUUGCAAAUUCGCUGCGAAGAGUUAUGAUCGCUGAGGUGCCAACAGUCGCAAUUGACUUGGUCGAAAUCGAAACCAACACCUCCGUCCUCGCCGACGAAUUCAUCGCCCACCGCCUCGGCCUAAUCCCCCUCUCCUCCCUCGACGUCGAAACCGCGAUCCCCAAAUACACCCGCGAUUGCGACUGUGACGCCUAUUGCCAAAACUGUUCCGUCACACUAACACUCCACGCGGCCUGUUCAGGCGGAUACGGAAACAUGGACGUGUGGAGUCGGGAUUUGGUCGUUGAGGCGAGGCAUGGGACGGAUAUUGGGAAGCCGGUUGUGGGGGAGGGAGGGAAGGGUGUGUUGAUUUGUAAGUUGGCGAGGGGACAGGAGUUGAGGGUUAAGUGUAUUGCGAAGAAGGGUAUUGCAAAGGAACAUGCGAAGUGGUCACCAGUCUGCGCAGUCGGCUUCGAAUACGACCCCCAUAACGCCCUCCGACACACGGACUACUGGUACGAGGAAGACAUUGAGAAAGAAUGGCCAGCGUCUAAAUACGCAGAAUGGGACGAGGAAGGCGCAGCAAAGAAAAAUGAACCGUUCGACUAUAACGCCAAACCUAAGAAAUUCUUCAUGAACGUCGAGUCCGUGGGCUCAAUACCCGUCAAUAUGAUCGUCGAGCGCGGGUUCGAUGAGUUGAUCCGUAAACUGUACAGGGUACAGGAUGAUUGGAAGAAACUUGAUAAUCCCAAUAAGACGAACGGAGUCGCGGCUGGGUAUGGAGGAGGGUGGGGCGAGGGUGAUGAUGCGGCGUAUUCACCGCAGGCUGGGACAGCGUGGGGUGGUAGUGCGGCUGCAGAUGGGUGGGGGAAUGCGAAUGCUGGAGCCGGGUGGUAG
Molecule: messenger RNA, 966 nt
Organism: Saitoella complicata NRRL Y-17804
Lineage: Eukaryota; Fungi; Ascomycota; Saitoellomycetes; Saitoellales; Saitoellaceae
Product: insert subdomain of RNA polymerase alpha subunit
Exons: 5
Coding region: 1-966 (321 amino acids)
Biological process (GO): DNA-templated transcription
Cellular component (GO): RNA polymerase II, core complex
Molecular function (GO): protein dimerization activity; DNA binding; DNA-directed RNA polymerase activity
Source: RefSeq, a predicted model, not a curated record